Messenger RNA from Anguilla anguilla (European eel), 2536 nucleotides. RefSeq names its product APEX nuclease (multifunctional DNA repair enzyme) 1 (gene apex1). The transcript has 5 exons. The coding region runs from base 202 to 1140 and encodes 312 amino acids. The record is from RefSeq and is a predicted model, not a curated record. Lineage: Eukaryota; Metazoa; Chordata; Actinopteri; Anguilliformes; Anguillidae. Gene Ontology annotation, molecular function: DNA-(apurinic or apyrimidinic site) endonuclease activity; DNA binding; endonuclease activity. Gene Ontology annotation, biological process: base-excision repair. Gene Ontology annotation, cellular component: nucleus.
AAAUUAGACAACCUCUAGAGGCUCACAUGGUGCAACGGCGUAUCGGUUCUGUAAAGCGAUUUGCUUUGUGAGAUUAACGUGUGGCACUGGCGUGUGGUUCGGUGUCGGUGUGAUUCUGUUUGAUAAGAAAAGCUGCAAGCGUUUCGGGCGUCCCGCGUCCUGUGCCUGCGUAGGCUCUGUGGAGACCGAAGGAUCGCAAAGAUGUCGAAGAGAGGAAAGAAGGCCGAAGACGGAACUGGAGAUGUGGAUCAGGACAACGGCGCAGCUCCAGACACCAAGAAAGCCAAGAAGGGGAAGGAGCCGGAGGCCCCCGUGCUGUACGAAGACCCGCCGGAUCAGCUGACCUCCAAAGACGGGCGCGCCGCCAACAUGAAGAUCACCUCCUGGAACGUGGACGGCCUGCGGGCCUGGGUCAAGAAGAAGGGGCUGGACUGGGUGCGCGAGGAGGCCCCGGACGUGCUCUGCCUGCAGGAGACGAAGUGCGCUGAGAAGUCCCUCCCUGCUGACAUCACCUCCAUGCCCGAGUACCCGCACAAGUACUGGGCCGGUUCCGACGAAAAGGAGGGGUACAGCGGGGUGGCCAUGCUCUGCAAAACCGAGCCCCUGUCCGUCACCUAUGGCAUCGACAAGGAAGAGCACGACAAGGAGGGUCGCGUCAUCACGGCCGAGUUCCCCGACUUCUUCCUGGUCACGGCCUACGUGCCCAACGCCAGCCGGGGCCUGGUCCGCCUGGACUACCGCAAGACCUGGGACGAGGACUUCCGGGCCUACCUGAGCGAGCUGGACGGGCGCAAGCCGCUGGUGCUCUGCGGCGACCUCAACGUGGCGCACCAGGAGAUCGACCUGAAGAACGCCAAGGGCAACCGCAAGAACCCCGGCUUCACCCCCGAGGAGCGCGAGGGCUUCACCCAGCUGCUGGAGGCCGGCUUCGUCGACAGCUUCCGGGAGCUGUACCCGGAGCAGGCCAACGCCUACACCUUCUGGACCUACAUGAUGAACGCCCGCUCCAAGAACGUGGGCUGGCGCCUGGACUACUUCGUGCUCUCCAAGGCCCUGCUCCCCAGCCUGUGCGACAGCAAGAUUCGCGGCAAAGCCAUGGGGAGCGACCACUGCCCCAUAACCCUCCACCUGGCCAUCUAGCCACCCCCUCCCUCACCCCCCUUCCCCCCGGGUGCUCUGUGCUCCUAUUGGGUCCUCUUCCAUGCUUUCUCACCACGAGCACUUCCGGCAACCAAUCGGAAUGGGGCCGUUCGACCUAAAGCCCAACCCGUCAUAUUAUGCGAAACCCCGCCCACUUCCUGCUCCCGAGGCUCCGCCUUCCCUUACCUUUGUUUUCUCAUAGUGAUUAAACCCCGGGACUGUUCGUUUUAUCUGAGCUGCGUCUCCUAAACUGACGUGGUUGUGUCCCCAUCUUAUGAAUUGCUGUUUCCUACCUGAGAACUUUCAUCCAAUCCGAUCUGAGAUACUUCCUGCUGGCCCUUCUCGUUACUGAAGUGGUUUUUGCGCCUAUUAACCGGCACUGGUCCCACCCCUCUUGAUCAGGUUCACAGUCCCCGCGUGGAAAAUAAAAAACAUACUUAUUUCGGUUUUUAAGUAUACUGGCGACCUCUCGAGGAGAUGUCCGCAUGCGGCCAAUCAAGUCGCCUUCGCCACCGAAGGCGGUCCUGACAAACCGCGGUGAACGCUAACCGGCUUUCAGGUACCCGUUUCUGGUUUUGUCAAAUCAGUACCGAGUGCCCGAAAGCCGUCUUUUUUUGUGCCCUUUCUUUGCCCUUUACCCCCUAGGUCACAGUAGCAUUGUCUUCAGGUAGGGCUUCUGCUCUUAAAUGCACCAGGAGGGGCAUUUGCAGCGCCACUGGCAACCCACCUCCAGCAGUGCGAUGCAGUCUCCUUGUACUGGUAAAAGUGGCAAAGCUUACAAGCGGCCAUUUUGUUCCUUCCACCAUUUUAUAUGCUAUACAUUUACUGAAACUUGUCCAGCUUAAAUUUUUCAGAGGUGCUCAAGUGCCAUGUUUGUCUUUUUUAUUGAAAGGAAAGAAAUAAGCCCUGGAUGUCCCCCCCUUAAAGGACAUCUAGCGUCGUGUUAGCAUUUGGAAUUUCAUGCUAUAAGGCACGCUAGCACCUGGUCCGUCUCAUUUCUCUCUUCCCCAGAGUGACGCUGUUUAGCGUCAAAUGGUUAGCCCGGGGUCAUUUUCGGUGGUUCUUUUGUAUAUUACACUUGUCAUUUGUUUCGUGUUUUCAGGUAAAAUGAAUUUGAGCUACUGUAGGUGUGUUUGGGAACUAGAUGAUUUUUUUGGGUGUUGAACCAACCACUGUCAAACACUGCCAUAUUGACGUGGUUCGAUGGUAAGCGACCUGCUGCCAUUUGAUAUUAAAAUGUUGCCUGUAAGGGUGCCCAACGAUUUUCUGCCAUCAUAGUCAAUUUAAAAUGUGUAGAUGUGCUCUCCGAUGUCGUUUUCUUGGAAGCAGCAUGUAGAAGCUUGGUAGAUUGUUGGUUUUCAAUAAAGUUUGGUUUUGAUUUCUUUUAUUUUUAAAA